This is a messenger RNA of Glarea lozoyensis ATCC 20868, 1590 nucleotides long. Its product is annotated as Seven-hairpin glycosidase. The record is from RefSeq and is a predicted model, not a curated record. Lineage: Eukaryota; Fungi; Ascomycota; Leotiomycetes; Helotiales; Helotiaceae. Gene Ontology annotation, cellular component: Golgi membrane; endoplasmic reticulum. Gene Ontology annotation, biological process: carbohydrate metabolic process; N-glycan processing. The transcript has 5 exons. Gene Ontology annotation, molecular function: calcium ion binding; mannosyl-oligosaccharide 1,2-alpha-mannosidase activity. Bases 1 to 1590 code for a protein of 529 amino acids.
AUGGUCUCCUUCCGUUUCGUUCUAGCAGCACCUUGCUUCGCUCUGCUAUUGCCAUUUACUUUUGCAAUUCCGCAUAGUAAAGAUAAUCUGAAGAGGCAAGGAAGUCGCCCUGAUGACCAUGUACUAAAUCGACAGAGAGCGGAUGCAGUGAAGGAAGCUUUCACAUAUGCGUGGAAUGGAUAUUAUAAAUACGCCUUUCCUAAUGAUGAGCUAAAUCCUGUGAGCAACGGUUUCAGCAACUCCAGAAAUGGAUGGGGAGCAAGCGCAGUCGAUGCUUUCAGUACUGCUCUAGUAAUGCAGAUACCUCAGAUUGUCAACCAGAUUCUGGACUAUAUCCCAACAAUCAAUUUCGAUGAAACAGCAGAUGAGAUCUCGUUAUUUGAAACGACGAUUCGAUAUCUUGGCGGAUUGCUUUCAGGUUACGAUCUACUGAAGGGCCCGCUAUCAAACCUCGCAAAGAAUACCACAGCUGUUGAUGCUAUUCUGACCCAAGCACAAAGACUGGGCAACAACCUUGCAUUUGCUUUCAACACACCAACAGGCAUUCCAAGCAACAAUCUUUAUUACAACCCAGAUAGAACAGAUGGCUCAACAACAAACGGUCUUGCUACGACCGGAACUCUAGUUCUAGAAUGGACUCGCCUUGGCGAUCUUACUGGCAACAAGACCUUUGGCGAUUUGGCUCAGAAAGGAGAGUCUUAUCUCAACAACCCGCAACCAGCCACCUCGGAACCUUGGCCAGGACUAGUAGGGAUGAACAUUAACAUCAACACUGGCUUAUUCGAGGAUGCAUUUGGUGGAUGGGUUGGUGGUGCUGACAGUUACUACGAGUAUCUCAUCAAGAUGUACGUAUACGACACGACCAGAUUUGCAUCCUACAAAGACCGUUGGAUCAAAGCAGCAGACUCCUCAAUCGCCCAUCUCGUCAGCCACCCCUCAACCCGCCCAGACCUGACCUUCCUCUCCGUCUACAACGGCAAAAAACUAAUCUACGAAUCCCAACACCUCGCCUGUUUCGACGGCGGAAACUUCAUCCUCGGCGGCCUCGUCCUCAAACAACAAAAAUACAUCGACUUCGGCCUAACCCUCGUCAACGGCUGCGAAGACACCUACACCUCAACCCUCACCGGCAUCGGCCCUGAAUCCUUCCGCUGGGUCCAAAACGACACACUGCCCACCGACACCAGCAACCCUGGCCCGCCUGCAUCCCAAGCCGAUUUCUACGCCAAAGCAGGCUUCUACAUCACCAGCUCGUACUACAUCCUCCGUCCUGAAGUCAUCGAGUCGUUUUACUACGCGUUCCGCGCUACCGGGGACCAGAAGUACAGGGAUUGGGCGUGGAAUGCGUUUGUCGCCAUCAAUUCGACCGCGCGAACGGGCAGCGGGUUUGCGGAGUUGAGGGAUGUGAAUGCGCCUAAGGGAGGUGGGUUUGUGGAUUUCCAGGAUAGCUUUUUGUUUGCGGAGGUGUUGAAGUAUAGUUAUCUGAUUCACGCGCCGGAUAAUGUGUGGCAGGUGGAACAUAAUGGGGUUAAUGAGUGGGUGUUUAAUACUGAGGCGCAUCCGUUUAAGGUUGUUGGUCCGCCAAUUUGA